AAAUAACAGCGGCCUUAAGCUGUAAUGCAUACACUAACGUGGGAUGGUGCUUGCCUAACAACCGUUGCUACCGUACGCCGGUCCACACGCACGUAAGCCAGCGCACCCCUCGCCCGCGCGCUCUCUCGCCGGAGUGGGAGUUGUCCUGGCGCUUGCGACCACCGCUAUCAUCUUUGGGAAAUACCUGCAGGAACGCCCAUUAGCGCCCUUUCGCCGCAUCGGACACGCAAACGAACGAGUGCUUAAUCGACACGCUCAACUCGCGGCGCAUUUCGACGCCGGAUUACUCCAUGGUGGGAUUCGGCAAAGCGCGUUUCCACUGGCUCCACUGAGUGGCGGCGACGGCGUCUUUUGUCCCUUCACUGCAACACGAUCCCUGCUGCACGCGGCGUGCGACUAGUUCGAAGGAUAAGCGGAUAAAUCAUGGGCAACAUACAGACUGUUGGCCCCAACGAGGCCCUCAUAGUGUCCGGUGGAUGCUGUGGGAAUGCUGGCAAAAAGAUGGUCGUUGGUGGCUGGGCUUGGGCAUGGUGGCUGGUCACUGACGUACAAAGGUUGUCGCUACAAGUGAUGACACUGACACCCCGUUGUGAACAUGUGGAGACAUCGCAAGGUGUGCCCCUCACUGUGACUGGAGUGGCACAGUGCAAGGUGAUGACGGAGAAAGAGUUCCUCUCAACAGCUGCCGAGCAGUUUCUGGGCAAGGACGUUGACCACAUCAAGUCAGUUAUCCUGCAGACGCUUGAAGGUCAUCUGCGUGCAAUCUUGGGCACACUCACAGUGGAAGAGGUGUACCGGGACAGGGACCAGUUCGCCUCGCUUGUUCGGGAGGUUGCUGCACCAGACAUUGGCCGCAUGGGCAUCGAGAUUCUCAGCUUCACCAUCAAGGAUGUCUUCGACCGGGUCGAGUACCUCACCUCGCUGGGACGUGCCCGCACUGCGGCCGUCAAGCGAGACGCCGACAUCGGCGUGGCCCAGGCUGAGCGGGACGCUGGCAUUAGGGAGGCGGAAUGUGAGAAGUCUGCCAUGGAUGUGAAGUAUGGGGCCAACACCAAAAUUGAGGACUCCAACCGGAUGUACUCACUGCAGAAGGCCAAUUUUGACGGUGAAGUCAAUGCACGGAAAGCAGAGGCGCAGUUAGCAUAUGAGCUCCAGGCAGCCAAGAUGAAGCAGAAGAUUCGUAACGAGGAAAUCGAGAUCGACGUUGUGGAGCGGCGCAAGCAAAUCACUAUUGAGGAGAAAGAGAUAUUGCGUCGAGAAAAGGAGCUCACUGCCACUAUCCGGUUGCCUGCCGAGGCUGAAGCCUAUCGUAUGGAAAUGAUAGCCCAAGGAAAGAGAACACAGACAGUCGAUGUGGCUCGUGCCGACGCAGAGCGGAUCAAGAUGAUUGGUGCCGCGGAAGGGUACGCCAUUGAAGCCGUGGGAAAGGCUGACGCCGAGCGGAUGCGUAUGAAGGCUGCUGCAUACAAGCAGUUUGGAGAUGCUGCCAUCCUGAGUCUUGUGCUGGACACCUUACCAAAGCUUGCAGCAGAAGUGGCAGCACCACUGGCGAAGACUGAGGAGAUUGUGAUGACCAGUGGAGAAGACCGCACCACUGCCGAGGUGACCAAGCUGGUCAGCCAGAUACCUCCCACCGUCCAAGCCCUUACGGGCAUAGACCUCACCAAGAUGAUGUCUAAGAUCCCUGGAGUGGCGAAAUAACCUCUCGGGGGCGCAAAAAGAGGCAAGGAAGGAACAUAGGGUGCCGGAACACACGGAAGCUUGGGGGUUCCUGCUGUAGCAUCAUCUGUCACAGUGUGUUUGUGCGUGAGCGUGUGUGUAUGUGCAUGUGUGCACACGUGUGCUUGCAGUGUCGCUUCAUUAGCUUUGCCCCCUCUUUGAGGGUGACCCAGCUAGUCAGGCUCCCCCCCACGGUCAGCUUACUAUAAAUCAGAGGGAGCCAAGGCGGGGGGAAGGCUAGGUGCGCAUAAUAUACACUUCUAUUUUGGACAGUGAAAAGGGAGAGUGUGAAGAAAGAAAAAUGACAUGGUGCGCCCCCUGCAGGCAAGUUGUCUGAAACUGCAGCGAACCAGAGAAAAAAAAACCGUCUAGUGCCUCCGAACUUUUUGAUUGGAAGAAAUCUUUGCCCAAUCUUGUGCGUGGCUGCAGCACACGCACAUAAUGUGUCCGAGCAGAUGCAGAAUGUCAUCAGAGACAGUGUUUCCUUUUGUUCUCUAUUUCGAAGCUUUAAGUUUUUUAUUUUUCACCUUUGUCACUUUCUUUCGAAAAUGGCAUUCACGACUCUGUGUUUUAGGAUGUUCUCAACUUUCCAUCUUUGUUUUACUAACUCUACUGUGCGGUUGUACAUGCUUAUUGGAGAACAGCCACGAGCUGUCUAUGCAAGUCUGCGCGAUGUUCUUUUCGAUAGGCCACACAUUCAAGAAAGGGUCACGUUUACGUUUUAACACCCCGUGUGACACUGUUGAUUCCAAGCAUGCAGUCUUCAUGUAACAUAAGCCGCAGUUUUGUCAUUGAGAAGUGUUGCAUCUGCCUGCUUUCGGUCGUGCCAGUAAUUCGCAUUGGUACGUGCUCAUGUGCAAAAGAAAGUGGCAAAUUGAAACACGCUGUGUGAUGUACUGCAGCGACGCACACCCUUGUAGCGCUAGACGUUUCUUUCAUAGCUGUGUCGUCUACGAACUGUAUGCAAUCAUUAGAACAAAGAUGUUCCUUUCAAGAUAAUGACGCGAGGUUGUUGCAGCGGCUUUCACGCUAAUGGUAGUCGAGACUGACAAUGAGCGUUUUCAUCGAAAGCAUAGUCAUUAUUCUGAUACAGGCAGUUGAGUUAACACACCAGCAAAUGUCAACUAGCAAAGAUCACAUUACCUGGAUCGAUUAGCGACAAGCUGUAUUUUUAAGGCAAGUGUUGACAAUUCGUCUAUGUAAAAUGAUUUCCCACUCCAAUGCUUUUACUUAAAUACAGGAAAUGGCGUGCGAGUAAUAUGUGAGUAAUUUUACUUGUACUUUUUCGUUCAUUGCAAGGAUACCUGAGUAACUGAAAUGCAAUACUCUCGAGAGCAGCACAAUGUCAAGAGUCAUUUGUUAGUGCUAACGAGAGCAUUGUCACAGCUUUUAUUGGGGAUAGCAACUCUUUUUAAGCCAUAAAGACAAUUGUCACAACAGAGUCGAAGCUUUUAAUGCUAGCUUUGCAUUAUUCUUUUGAAACCAAUAUAUUUGUAGAUACAAUCUGUAUUCUUAUUUGUAUCUCGACAUGUGUGUUCUCAUUUUAGAAAUCUCUCAUCACUCUAUUGCUUGUGGAUAGCAGUUCAGUGAUCCGCUUUUGUAACUUUGUGUUCUACAUUUUAAGUUGCUGAAAUUGUGGGAGUCUUUUUCUGACAUUUAAGGCACUGUAUAGAUAGCUAGCUAGCUGUGCUGUUUUUCGCACAUUCUUCACGUGUUUUACAGUACGCAAUGUUUUUGUUACGUUUUGUACAACGACUUUAGAAGCAUCUUUCUUGUGUUCAGCUGUGUACAGUAUUGUUCUUUAUAAAUGCUGUCACACUUCUGUGUUUUUGCCUUCGUACCUUGAUCUUGUUCCUGGUGACAUCGUUUAGGAGAAAAUUCCUAUUUACACAACCUAUUUUUGUUGCUUUUCUUUUUUUACCUCGGCAGUUCAAAGUGUUUGUACUUUUACUCGUUUGUUUUUGCAUUAAUUCUGAGCAUUUUAUUCAUUUGCCAGGGACAGCAGGAAAUGUAAUAAAAGUAUACUAUAAAUACAAAAUAUUUGCGAUGAACAUUUUUUGAAACCUUGAGGCAUGGUGAACGUGGAUGAAAAGCAUUGGCGCCACGGAAUUGACUUGGUACUAUGGUGGACAGUGUCUUUUGUGUCUGUACUUAGAAUACUCUUGGUAUCAUUUGGAAGUUAUCGAAGAAACACUAAGGAAAUAUGUUACAACUAGUUAGAUAUGUAGAUCGCACUUGUAAAACUAAAGUUUGGUCAGUAUGACUGAGUGGUGGUUUGGCAAACUUGAAAGAAUGCAUUAAUGAAUGAUGGGGCACUGCUGCUUCAAAAUUUAAAACAAAAAUCGUUCUGCAGUAGCUUUUCAUAAUUUCAGAUUUUGUCAGUUUUUAUUGCUGCUAGUCGCUUAUCAGUAAAAAUAGGCAUUACACUGUAUUCAAAAGUAAGUAAAAGAGCAAUCUAACAACUUGUGCAUAUUCAUCCUCUACUUGAAGGAGCCGCACAAGUGAAAAUAUACUCCUGCAUAAUUUGCGUUGCAGAGACAUCAUAGAUGCCAUGGUAUAGCUUAAAAAAUUUAAAUGGGAGUUGGCCUUUACAGCUCCUCACAAAGAUUAACAUAUUACACUGCCAAAGAAGUUAAAUAGUUAGUUUUAAAGAAAUCUAUUAGUAUAAAGCUGACAUUUUUCCUUAGUGCCUCUUAAAAUGUGAAAAUGAAUGCUUCUAUGGCCACUUCAGAGCGUCUGUGCUAUUGCAGUACUUUUAAUGGUUCAAUUUCUCUGUCAAGCGGAUGUGGUUCAAUUUCUAUUGUAAUAUGAGCUUUCACAAAAUUUGGGAAAAACACUAACUGUGGUGAACUGACUUCACACCUAAACCACCAGAUCCUGGGCUGCUGUAUAGAAAAGCAAACUAGUUCUGUCGGGCUGGCUCAAUUGAUCUGUGAAUUGUGCAGCAAGACAAUAGUAUUACAAGUACUGUUCUGUAUGAAGAUUUGCCCAAAAUAUUGGAGCUCAAAGCGAUCAGGUUCAAGCGUACUUGAUUCGCAGCCUGGAAAGACAUGGCAAGUAAUGAACAUUACAGCCGAGGUCAACCAUUCAGGUCGGAGACAUUCAAGAAACUGUCCCGCUCCUUCACUGCCAGUCAUUAGUUUGAUCCAGUCAUUAGCUGGAGUUCCCGUCAUGAAUGAGUCUUGUGCCAAGUAAGAGGAAGAAAUUUCUGCUAGUCUAUUCAUGUUCGUGGGUUUUGUUAUCAAGCGGUGCUCUGGUAACUGCAAUUAAAUGUCUUCAUCACUAGCGUUGCCACUGCCACAUAGAUGUGGAGGACUUGUGCACUGUUUUACAGUCAGUCUGCAAAUUUGGCGAGUGUUAUCACUAUUCUCGCUGAUCAGAUCAAAUUGUCCAAAGUUGUACAGCCAAUGCUACUAAUUUGGAACAUGGAAUACAUGUAUUUUGCAAACAUUGUUUAAAAAAUGCGAUUCAUAGUAGUAUUGUAGCCGAGAGCUCUUUACUGUAACAGUGGAGAAGGCAUCUUCUGCGGUGGUGGCUUGUAUUGGGCCGAGAGAUUUCUUUGUGGGGUGGUCUCUAAGCAGGCAGUCAUCAUUGUCGAUAUUCCUUUGUCAUAUGAAGCUUAGCCGCUGUGUUGGCAAAGAAAGCAUUUGAAGAGCCAUGGGAAAAGUUUGCACAUUUAAACUUCGUAAUUGCAAAGGGAUGUCAGAGUAUUUGACUUGUUAGGCAGGCUGAAAUGUUUCUUCUACUGUUCGGGGACUGCUUUUGACAAAUGUAGAUUGCAAUGCUUAAGCAUGCUUUUUCAUUAUAUACUUGUAUGCAAAGUAUAGUACAGAUUCUUGCUCUUGAGUUGUCUUUGAUCCUCGCUGAAAUUUAGUAGGGGGAAAGAAAAGCUACCCCAAGUGACCUUGUAACAAUGGUAAAUGUCGUCCUUGAAAUUUGACGUAAUUGCACAGAAUAAGUUUUUUUUAAUUACCAGCUCCAGAAUAGCACUGUGUGUUAUAUUUGUUAUUAUUAUUAAAAUCAUGUAAACAUAUAUCAAAACCACAGAGAAAAAGAAGCAGGCUAGCAAUUGUCUUGUGAAAGGGACGCCAUGCACGCCCACUUAAAGAGGAGAGAGAAAAAGGGAAGGGAGAAGAGGAAGAAUAUAAAUUGCUUCAAAGUGUAAGGUAUUUUUUCUCGCCAUUUCGCACUUAAAAAAUUCAGCAAACUUGGUAGUCGUGCAACUAAGCUUUGCGAGAAAAUCAACGUAUCGAUGACAGUAGGUGUGAGGGUGAAACUGAAGAGGCAUGCUGAUAUCGGUAUAGAGGUGUUCAAAUACAGUAAGUGGGUAUUUUGGGGCUUUAAUUCCAGUUGACCAAUCCACCAUAGCAAUGUGCAGCAUUCAGCAUUGCAGUGUCACGGCCAACGGAUAAAAAGAAAAGGUGCGGCCAGCCACGUGCAUCGAUAACGUUGUGAUCCACCGCCGCGCCACCAGUUGGGGACUGUUUGGGAUCGGCAUAGAAAAUGCUUCAAGAACACGCUCGGAAUGCCAGCGCGUGUGGAAGCCGACGCGCCCCACCCGCGUCAGCUAGCACCGUUUGGCCCAGCCAAGCGGCCGAGAAUGCAACUACGGCUCUCCCGUUCACUCCCAUUGCAGCCCGCCUGACGCGGCAGGCCGCACCUUUUUUUUUUUUUUUUAUCCAGUGGCUGUGGCAGUGCAAAUGCAGAUUUCCAAGGGACACAUCUGGCCCUUUCAUGUAUCGCAUGAAGCCUGCAUGCACAUAUGGCUGCAUUAUGCACCGUUAGUUUGCAUUAAAAUACUAAUACCGUUUCUUGGUCAAGUUUUCAGUCACCAAAAAGCUUCCUGCAUUAUAUUCAUGAAACUAUGGCACAAUUGUAACAAUCAUCUAGCAAGGGUCAUGCUUUGCCCAAUUGCCCAGUUGUUGCUGGAUUAGUCUGCCAAUGUGCUAAUCGCCGCUUUAUUUGAAUCUUUAGCAUGGCAAUCUGUGAGAAAGCACUUGUGAUAAAUUAGUGCGCUAUCGUGUGAAGAAAGUGCUCAGGUUUGUUUAUUUCUCCUACAGUCGUGGUGCCUUUGUGCCAUAGGCAAAAAAAAAAGAAAAAGAAUGCGCCUUCUCAGUUUUGCUAGAUCAGGCAUUGCUGCCCACUGCGAUGGAGUUUGUGAAGGACUUGUGUGCUUCUGCGAUUUGUGGACGCCUGGAAAUGCCUUGCAUUAGUGUGACAUUGGAGGUUUUCGAACUGGUAGUUGAGUACUAUAGAGGCAAUGGCUUGAUUCACUUUUAUGCAUGAAAUCGUAAACCUCAAGCGUUCAUGUACUGUACAUUAUGUCGGUGGGUGAUAGUGCCUGGUAUUAUUAGCUCUUCUAGCUAAGCUAUGGGCUUUUUCGUGCUCAUAUUUCGCACACAAUUUUAAUUGCAAGGUUGGCUUUGUAUAACGUAGUACUCGGAUUUGUUUGCUCGGAUGCAUUACUUGCCUGUCUCAGGGUUAGAUUAGAAGUACAUGUCUGUUUGAUGGGAUGGAGGUACCAUGUGGCUCAGGAGGGCAAAACACUAGCCACAGAGGCAACUCGAUACACACAGCUAAUGCGGCGGCCGUAUUUUGAUGCCGUGCUUGCAUUGUAGUGCACGUUAAAAAACCCCAGUUGGUCAAAAUAAAUCCGGAGCCCUCCACUACUCCACUCAUUCAGUCGCACUGCAUCCAAGCACGACGAUACCGAACAAAACUAGUCACGAGUUCAGCCUGAAGAGCCAUUAAUACGGGCUGCCUUAUCGACGCGGCGCUUCAUGUUGAGACAUUUUCCCAAAGCGGCACACAUAUUGCAUAGAAUUUGGUUUGAAGUGUUAGAGAGAGACAGAAGGGGUGCACUGACUGACCAUCGUGUGUGAAAUAAUUUCGUGUAAGUAAACACAGGCAUGGGGUCGGGUACUUUUUGAAUGUUUGUACCAUAACGAAGUGGGCUUAUUAUGUGUGUUAACACCUAAAUGAGCAAGACACUGCACUCAUAAUUCUCUCGAGCAGCCUCAGCCGUAGAGCACCUUGUUAUAUGGUGUAGCAUGAUGAGCAUGCUCUCAUCAACGCACAAUAAUUAUGUAAUGUUUCAAAGGCAGAGUUCAAAGGCAGAGUUUGUAAAGAGCCGUUCAAGGUUGUCCAGGAGUUUUUCCUUAGAAGGUUACACGAAUAGAAGCACUGCAAGGAAAUUUUUGGAUGUUGUAAAAUUAUCCUGCAUUUAUGAGCUUGUGAUUAUGAUGCCGCUAGCGGUGUGCUGUCAGGUUUCUAACGAAAGACAGUGUCAUACAGCUGACUUGCUAAGUGGAUUGUGCUUGACAAGGCUACCAUGGACAUGAGUGUGUGUGCAUGGUUUCGGGCGUCGAAGGGCAGGAGGCAAUAAGCAAACCACAGGCAUGUUCACAUUACCACAACAUGUCGAGCUGUGACAGCUACCUGGUUUCUUUUACACCGCAGGAACCUGAAUGUUGCCAAAACGGUGGCAGCAGUGCCAAAACAUAGAUGGGGCAACCUUGGAAAAAAUUGACUUAAUUCUAUAGCUGUAGCAGAUUUUGCUUUCAAUCUAAAAAGUCCUGGUCAACCUUGAACAACUUUUAUGAGUCGACAUCUGUCGAGAGAUUUACUGCCACCCCUGACAUUUUUUAGUGGAGUUCUUUGUAAAACAAAUCGUACUGAAAAAUCCAAGGUAUGCUGCUCUAAAUCUGAACCUGUCUUCAAGAAGCUUGGUUUUAUUAUUUUUAUUUUUUUGUCAAGCGGCAACGUGUGGUUGUUCAGUCUAGCUGGUGGAUAUUUUUGAUUCAAUGUACUUUCAGUGAAAUGCACAGCUCUUCCCAAUUUUGUGUAUUGAUAACAGUGCUACGAGUUAUCUGUGCUGGUUAUGUGAAAGAUUUGGUGUACUUGAGUACAAAAUCUGAUAAAGCCAUACUGAAUGCAGCCAUCAAACCAAAAAUAUGUUCCUUGACUGUUGCAAUGUUUAUAUUAGUAUGUCAACCAGAUAUUGGUAAGCUAUUCUUGUGACUAUGCCACACUUUACUGCCAGAUAGUUCUAAUCAUCAAAAACAUGCUUUUGCCCGGAAAUGUAUUAUAUUAAGGGACAGCAAGCAAUGGUUUAGAUACGGAAGAUCUGAUUGCUCUUUUUUUAGUGUCUGUACCACUUUUUUGAAAUGAGUUCAGUGGGCAAGAGCUAGUUGCUUGACUCAAAAAUUGAAGUGCUGUAACUUUUGUAGCUGCCUAGAUUUUCUUUCAACAUUUUACUCCUCUGAUUUGCUAGAUGUAAUGACAAAACCAACGACAUUUCCACAGUAUCUGCACACACCUUCUGCACAUGCCUCCUUUAAAGGCUCCUGCACAGUGCUGUUCAACGUGCUCGCAUCAAAGUGAAGCUUUGAGAUUUAGGACGCGGGAAAAUGUGUACAUGAGCUCUGCUGCAUCGCAACUAUCGCCAGUGUGAACGGACAAUAAACUACAUUUUUGCAGCUUUC
Dermacentor silvarum is the source of this 9203-nucleotide messenger RNA. It is a transcript of the gene Flo2, whose product is annotated as flotillin-2. Bases 424 to 1701 code for a protein of 425 amino acids. Gene Ontology annotation, cellular component: plasma membrane. Gene Ontology annotation, biological process: regulation of myoblast differentiation; protein localization to plasma membrane. The transcript is spliced from 9 exons. NCBI's taxonomy places the organism in Eukaryota, Metazoa, Arthropoda, Arachnida, Ixodida, Ixodidae. The record is from RefSeq and is a predicted model, not a curated record.